CUUUCCUUCCCGCUUUCCCCGGGAGAAACAUGGCCGGGAGCAGCGAGGAGGCGCCAGACUACGGGCGAGGCGUCGUGAUUACAGAUGACUGGCCAGGGUAUGACUUGAAUUUAUUCACAUACCCGCAGCACUAUUAUGGAGACCUGGAGUAUGUUCUCAUACCUCAUGGCAUCAUUGUGGACAGAACAGAGCGGCUGGCUAAGGAUAUUAUGAAAGACAUAGGAAACUGUGACAUUAUGGUCCUCUGUGUGCUUAAAGGAGGUUAUAAGUUCUGUGCAGAUCUUGUAGAACACCUUAAGAACAUCAGUCGAAAUUCGGAUCGAUUUGUCUCUAUGAAGGUUGAUUUCAUCAGACUAAAAAGUUACAGGAACGACCAGUCCAUGGGCGAGAUGCAGAUAAUUGGAGGCAAUGAUCUUUCAACACUGGCUGGAAAGAACGUCCUCAUUGUUGAGGAUGUUGUUGGAACGGGGAGGACCAUGAAGGCGCUGCUCAGCAGCAUAGAGAAAUACAAGCCCAACAUGAUUAAGGUAGCCAGUUUGUUGGUGAAGAGAACACCUAGAAGUGAUGGCUUUAGACCUGACUAUGUUGGAUUUGAGAUUCCAAAUCUGUUUGUGGUGGGUUAUGCCUUAGAUUACAAUGAAUACUUCCGAGAUCUGAAUCACAUAUGCGUGAUCAAUGAACACGGGAAAGAAAAGUAUCGAGUUUAAAGAAAUAAAUUCUCACCAUCGAAUCUCUGAAUAACAUCAUACUUACGACUACAGCCGGAAAGCCAGCAUGUGAAGUUUGUCUUCCCAGGCAUCUUCUCGCAGCAGGAUAUGCAAGGAAAAAUGUUUUAAUGAGAGAGCUUUCUUUUCAGAGCUUAUAACAUAAAGAAUACCAAAGGUUCUUAAGGGGGGAAAAAAAGCAAUCCUUUUAUUUCACUUGUUCCAAAUUAAAUAUUCCGCCUCGUGACUCAUGAGUUCUAUCUACCUUCACACUCCUUCACUAUUUGUUUUAUUUCAAUCCAGUCAUUAUGCUCAAUUACUAUACCCCCCACCCAGUUAUUCAAAUAUUAUUCACCUAAUUUUUUUUAAUAUCCCAUUUUGGUAAUGCUUUGCAAUCUGAAGAAACGGUAAGACUUUUAAGUUCAGCUCCGAAUUCAUACACUGGGAAUGCAAUAGAUUCCCAUACUUUAAAACGAGGGAAAGGACAAUUUAAUAUAAAUUUCUGUUUGUGCAUUUCUGGCAGCCCAUUACUAUUUGCUUUGACAAACCCUUUUUGAACUGUAGCGUAUAAUGAAUCUUAAUGAUGUUAUGAGAUGAGCCUUUGCUCAGUGCUCUGGAUCGGAGCUUCCGGUAUGUGAUAACGGUAUGUCAUGUAUGCAUGGAUGUACUCAACUGUGUUUAAUACUCUGAAUUUUAAUUAGAAAAAAUACAAUGACAGCAAGGCUCUCGUUUCUAAGCUGCAUCCUUUUAUUCAUGUGGGACAUGAGUAAAUGGCAGAAUUGGAGGGGGGGUUCAAUUCUCAGAGCUGAACAAGUAUGAGUUUUUCCUCUUAUUUGCAUCAAAGGACAAGACAUGUAUAUUAUCAUCAACAUGAACACAGAGGUUGAAUUUUUUCUUUGAGAGAUCUCAUAAGACUUAAAUGACCCGCAGGCAGUACAGAAAACAAGCACUUAAAAUUUUUUCUGAGUAACAUUUUUUUUCCAUUUCCAGUGUUUUAUGAGAUGUUUUCUAAUUUAUGGGGAUUUUAAUUGAAAAUAAACUCGAGUGCCAAUAGAGUUUUUUUUUUUUCUCACCUCCUAAAAGGAUAAAAUGCAAAGUAAAUAACUAAGCAGCCUUUGUUUAGUUUUGAACCAUGUGUGGCAUAUUGUUAUCAGGUUCUAGCUUCCUUUAAGCUAAUAAAGAAUAAGAAACCUUGUUACAUUUCA
Messenger RNA from Hyaena hyaena (striped hyena), 1909 nucleotides. RefSeq names its product phosphoribosyl transferase domain containing 1 (gene PRTFDC1). The transcript is spliced from 9 exons. Gene Ontology annotation, molecular function: hypoxanthine phosphoribosyltransferase activity. The record is from RefSeq and is a predicted model, not a curated record. Gene Ontology annotation, biological process: purine ribonucleoside salvage. The coding region runs from base 30 to 707 and encodes 225 amino acids. NCBI's taxonomy places the organism in Eukaryota, Metazoa, Chordata, Mammalia, Carnivora, Hyaenidae.